UGGUCGACCGUCACCUUCCCGGACCAGGUGGCACCUCCGGUGACGUUCACCUACGAGAUCAAUGGGGAAGCCCUGGUUUGCUGGCUUUCUGAGAUUACAAGAGCCCGCACUCCCCAUCGCUCCCUAAGUUGCACUACAUCGUUCGCCCUUAAGGAUGCUCCCCAGUUCUCCCCACUUCGACUCACCUUUUCUCCCGGAGCCGUGGCGUUGUCGUCCCAAGGACUCGGCCGCGGCGUUGUUCGGCACGGACUUCUUGAAGCUGAUUUGUUGCCCCGUGGGUUGCCGCAAGGGCGGCAGCCUGCUGCCCACGAUGGUAGCUCCACAGGUCGCGCUGAUGAACGUGACGCAGGGCGAGGACGUUCAUCGCUUUGAAAAGGACAUCCUGAACCAGCCAGCCGGACAUGGAGUGCAGGAAGCGUUGUACCUCGCUGCGUUCCUGAGCAAAGACUUCCAAGAGGUGUGCAUGCCUUUGCUUGAGGCCUUGGCAGUGUGACC
Molecule: messenger RNA, 495 nt
Organism: Durusdinium trenchii
Lineage: Eukaryota; Dinophyceae; Suessiales; Symbiodiniaceae
Source: the annotation of a GenBank genome assembly